Molecule: messenger RNA, 1389 nt
Organism: Spathaspora passalidarum NRRL Y-27907
Lineage: Eukaryota; Fungi; Ascomycota; Pichiomycetes; Serinales; Debaryomycetaceae
Exons: 1
Coding region: 28-1317 (429 amino acids)
Biological process (GO): maturation of SSU-rRNA
Cellular component (GO): cytoplasm
Source: RefSeq, a predicted model, not a curated record
UGAGCUUUAUACCAUCACACACCAACCAUGUCAUCCCACGACGAAUAUUCCUCUGAUGAGGAAGAUCUCUUUGAUGAAUCACAAAAGUCUGAUGUUUUCUUGGGAUUUGUGGAUGCACCAAUCACCGAGGAAGAAGUCCCCACUAUAGAAGACACCUUCAUUGGGGGCCAACCUAUUUGGCUACACCCUCAAUCACAACCUAAUGAAAAGUCACUUACUUGUGACAAUUGCAAUAAGAAGAUGGCAUUGCUUUUACAAGCAUUUGCUCCUAUGGAUGGAAAGCUCUACGAUCGUGUGAUUUACAUCUUUGGAUGCAAGGACACCAGACAAUGUUCCAAGAAGAAAGGCAGUAUUAAGGCAAUUAGAGGUAUUGUCAAGGAUCAAGAGACAAUCGAUAAGAUUAAAAAGGAGACCGAAGCAUUGCAGGCAAAGCAAUUGGAUGAGAAAUUGAAGGCUGAUAAUCAAAAGAAGUUGAAUAUUGAAUUAACCAAGGAUUUGUUUGGCAAGAAGGAAGAGAGUUCUAAUCCGUUUGGAGGGGGAAGCAACCCGUUUGAUAACAAGAACGACAACCCAUUUGCAGCUGGCUCCACAUCACCAUUUGGUGCUAAUCCUUUUGGAGCGAAAGCUGAAGAAGAACCAAAGAAGAAACCGGAAUCAUAUGCCAAAAUUGCCUCGAAGAACGAACCAAAGAAAGCUCCCAAGAAAAAGACUGUUAGUGACCUCCCUUCAUAUAAAGGUAGUUUUGUCUAUGUGGAUACUGAAAAGUUCAAGAAGGCCACCAAUGAUCCCGAAUUGGAGAAAUACAAACAUUUAAUAGAUAUGGAUGUCAACAAAGACGAUGACAGUGAGAGUGUUGGAGCCAGUAGAAGGGGUUCUUCUUCGGUAUUGGACCCUCAAACUUCCAAGAUUUCCAACAUGUUGGACGAUAAAUACUUUGAAGCCUUUUCAAACACCGUCAAGCAUAACCCAGGACAGGUAUUGCGUUACAAUUUAGGAGGGAAGCCAUUAUUAUACAAUGGUAAGGACGACGUCGCCAAGAAGUUCCUUAGUCAGCAGCCAGCUAACAUCCCACAGCCGGCAUACAACCCUUCCUCUGAACGUCAAUAUGAAUUACAGUUAAUGCCCAAGGCUAUUAUGGACUUGGAGGAGAUCAACACCAAUACUGUACAAAUUAGUGAUAUUCUUAAUGGGAUGUCGUGGGGGACAAUUAUAGUUGCUACUGAUAAGGAAGAUUACAUGCCUGAACAAGAGUUUGAUGAAAAUCAUGUGGCUUAUAUAGAAGAAUGGUGUGGAGUACAAUGGGAAGAGAGUGUAUAGAGCAAGCAUAAUUAGAAUAUCUUAUGACAAGUGUACAACCUGUGUAAUUCUGUACGAGGUGAUUAGGAAACU